Molecule: messenger RNA, 1638 nt
Organism: Haliotis rubra (blacklip abalone)
Lineage: Eukaryota; Metazoa; Mollusca; Gastropoda; Lepetellida; Haliotidae
Product: extensin-like
Exons: 1
Coding region: 1-1638 (545 amino acids)
Source: RefSeq, a predicted model, not a curated record
AUGCCAACUCCUCCAAAUGCUCAUCCUCAACCAGAACCAUCCUCCAAAUGCCAACUCUCAUCCUCAACCAGAACCAUCCUCCAAAUGCCUCCAGAACCAUCCUCCAAAUGCCAACUCCUCAUCCUCAGAACCAUCCUCAUCCUCAAAUGCCAAAAUGCUCUCAUCCUCAACCAGAACCAUCCUCCAAAUGCCAACUCAUCCUCAACCAGAACCAUCCUCCAAAUGCCAACUCUCAUCCUCAACCAGAACCAUCCUCCAAAUGCCAACUCUCAUCCUCAACCAGAACCAUCCAUCCUAGUGCCAACUCUCAUCCUCAACCAGAACCAUCCUCUUAGUGCCAACUCUCAUCCUCAACCAGAACCAUCCUCCAAAUGCCCACUCCCAUCCUCAACCAGAACCAUCCUCCAAGUGCCAACGCUCAUCCUCAAACGAAACCAUCCUCCAAAUGCCAACUCUCAUCCUCAACCAGAACCAUCCUCCAAAUGCCAACUCUCAUCCUCAACCAGAACCAUCCUCCAAAUGCCAACUCUCAUCCUCAACCAGAACCAUCCUCCAAGUGCCAACUCUCAUCCUCAACCAGAACCAUCCUCCAAAUGCCAACUCAUCCUCAUCCUCCUCAACCAGAACCAUCCUCCAAAUGCCAUCCUCCUCAACCAGAACCAUCCUCCAAAUGCCAACUCUCAUCUCAACCAGAACCAUCCUCAAAUGCCAACUCUCAUCCUCACCAGAACCAUCCAUCCUCAAAUGCCAACUCCCAUCCUCAACCAGAACCAUCCUCCAAAUGCCCACUCCCAUCCUCAACCAGAACCAUCCUCCAAGUGCCAACUCUCAUCCUCAAACGAAACCAUCCUCCAAAUGCCAACUCUCAUCCUCAAGAACCAGAACCAUCCUCCAAAUGCCAACUCUCAUCCUCAAGAACCAUCCUCCAAAUGCCCAGCUCCAUCCUCCCAUCCUCAAAUGCCAGCUCUCAUCCUCAGCCAGAACCAUCCUCCAAAUGCCCAGCUCUCAUCCUCAACCAGAACCAUCCUCCAAAUGCCAGCUCAACCAGAACCAUCCUCCAUCCUCAACCAGAACCAUCCUCCAGUGCCAACUCUCAUCCUCAACCAGAACCAUCCUCCAAAUGCCAACUCCCAUCCUCAACCAGAACCAUCCUCCAAAUGCCAACUCUCAUCCUCAACCAGAACCAUCCUCCAAAUGCCCACUCCCAUCCUCAACCAGAACCAUCCUCCAAAUGCCAACUCUCAUCCUCAACCAGAACCAUCCUCCAAAUGCCAACUCCCAUCCUCAACCAGAACCAUCCUCCAAAUGCCUCCCACUCCCAUCCUCAACCAGAACCAUCCUCCAAAUGCCCAUCCUCAACCAGAACCAUCCUCCAAAUGCCCAUCCUCACCAAAUGCCCACUCCCAUCCUCAACCAGAACCAUCCUCCAAAUGCCAACUCUCAUCCUCAACCAGAACCAUCCUCCAAAUGCCAACUCCCAUCCUCAACCAGAACCAUCCUCCAAAUGCCAACUCCCAUCCUCAACCAGAACCACCCUUCAAAUGUCAACUCUCAUCCUCAACCAGAACCAUCUCCAAGAGCCCAUUUCCACCCCAAUUCUUCUCCAUCGAAAGACACCCAAUGUUAGACGUGACAUGA